AUGGCCAAAUUAUUUUUGUUUGCUGUUAUUCACCUGUUUCUUCUUCGCUUCUGCUGCGGAUGUAUUGAUAGGGAAGAGGAAGCUCUUCUUCAAUUCAAAGCCGGCCUAAAUUUCUCUGCUGGUGUACUGAGUUCGUGGAAGAAGGGAGGAGAUUGCUGCGUCUGGCAUGGCAUAACCUGUGGUGAUGACACCAAUCAUGUAGUCGGUGUUGAAAUUGUUUACAUACUUGAAGGGGGCUUAAUAUCUGAGAGCUUGUGCAUCCUCACUUCUGUUGAAUUCAUACAACUCGUUCACAGUGGAUUAACAGGUACUCUUCCUCACUGUUUAGGAAAACUUUCUUCUUUAAUUCAGCUAUAUCUUUACAAUAAUCAACUCACAGGAAGCAUUCCCUCUUCUCUAUUUAAUCUCACUUCUCUAAAUAUAUUAGAUCUUUCUUCUAAUAAACUCACAGGAAGCGUUCCCUCUUCUCUAUCUUAUCUCUCUUCUCUAAGGAGGCUAGAUCUUUCCAGGAAUCACUUGACUGGUUGUAUCCCUGAGUCUUUGGGCGAUCUCUCUUCACUUUAUUACUUAGGAUUGUCUAACAACCAAUUAAAUGGAACUCUUCCCUCUUCAUUUUCAAAGCUUUCCUCCCUAGAUGGCCUCUUUGUGGAGAGGAAUGCAUUCAAUCAGAAGAUUGCUUUUUCAGAGCUACCCUCUUCACUUACAUCGCUCUCUCUCACAUUGAACGGCCAUCAAAUAAUUUCAGAGGCUUUCUUUCACAACCUAAGCAAAUUAGAGUAUUUGAGCCUGUCCGAUUGUGUACUUAGUUCCAGCCCCACCUGGUUUCCCUCAUUCCAGUUGAAAAGCUUAUUAUUGAUAUCAUGUAAAAUGGAUGGUCAAAUCCCGUUGUGGAUUUCGACUCAGUUCUUACUUGAAGAGUUGCAAUUGGCUAACAACAGUCUGGUUGGAGAAAUUCCUUCUUGGCUACAGGAUAUGAGUCUUAAGUACAUCAAUCUCACAUCAAAUUAUCUGCAAGGUGGCCUUUUGCUAAAUACUUCAGCUUGGAAAGAAAUAGAUGUCCUGGACGUGUCUUACAAUGCCAUAUGUGGACAGAUACCAUCAAUCUGGCCGUCUAAUAUACAAGAGUUGUUGCUCAACAACAAUUUGCUGACGGGAAAUAUACCUCAAAGACUGCAGGGUUGCUCUUCACUGCACAUAUUAAAUUUGGCAAAUAAUCAUUUGAAUGGAAUCAUCCCUCCAAGCUUAGCCAAUUGUUCUGAGCUUCAAGUCUUGAACUUGGGGGAUAAUGAUUUGAGGGGAAUUUUGCCAUCUGAGAUUGGUAAGCUAAGUCAGCUGCAGUCAUUAGUGAUAAAGAAUAACAUUGUAAGUGGAUCAUUCCCUCCUUCCAUAUCAAACUGCACAGAAUUGAUUUUUUUGGAUAUUGGGAAAAACUUAUUGAAAGGUCAGAUUCCAAAGUCAAUAGGAAAUAUUUCAACACUGCGAGUGCUAGCAAUGACAAAGAAUAAUUUUGAAGGCACCAUUCCCUCAGAAAUUGCACACCUGAAACGGCUUCAAAUCUUGGACCUUUCUUCAAAUAGCUUAUCAGGGCUUAUACCAUGCGGCAUUUUCAGUUUACAAGCAAUAUUGGUGGAACCACUCCUUGAAUUGACCAUGAUUCCAAAAGGUCUAUAUGACUUGCAAGUUGGCAAUUACAUGAAUGUGAAUGGUUAUAUGUACAAGGAUAUGAAUGUGAAUGGUUAUAUGUACAAGUAUAUGUAUGUGAAUGGUUAUAUGUACAAGUAUGGAUUGAAUAUGGUUUCUAAAGGUAGAAAUGUGAACUAUACAUAUAUUUUUCCAACCAUGACAUCUAUAGACCUCUCAGACAAUCAGUUGAAUGGGGAUCUUCCUUCUGAUUUAGGGAAGUUGAAGGGGUUGAAGCUGCUCAACCUUUCUAUGAACAAUCUCAAUGGUACUAUUCCAAAUAGUAUUGUAUUAAUGAGUUGGUUGGAAACAUUAGACCUUUCCACAAAUUAUUUUUCUGGACAAAUUCCUUCAGAUUUUGGUUCUUUGAAUUAUUUGGAAGCUUUUAACGUUUCUAACAACCACCUUUCAGGUAGCAUACCUCAAGGAGGACAAAUGGAAACAUUUACUAAAUCAUCAUAUUUAGGCAAUCCAAAUCUUUGGGGAUGCCCACUUCAAAAGAAAUGCUCUUGGCCAGAAUUUGCUCCAGCUCCUCUGGUUUCGACAUCUAUUAAUGAAGAAGAGCAGAGCAAGGCAAGCAUAUUGUAUGAGAUUGGAGUGGGGUUGUCAUAUGGAGCAGGGUUUGCAGUAGUGGUGGUAUUUAUUGUACUAAAAAGAAAUUUAGGACAUAGAUAUUUCAAGGGAGUUGAUUUUGUAUUGAAAUUUUUUUUCCCACAUUUUCGAAAUUUGACAUUAUAG
Molecule: messenger RNA, 2418 nt
Organism: Cryptomeria japonica (Japanese cedar)
Lineage: Eukaryota; Viridiplantae; Streptophyta; Pinopsida; Cupressales; Cupressaceae
Product: leucine-rich repeat receptor protein kinase EMS1
Exons: 1
Coding region: 1-2418 (805 amino acids)
Molecular function (GO): protein binding
Source: RefSeq, a predicted model, not a curated record